Messenger RNA from Cryptomeria japonica (Japanese cedar), 717 nucleotides. RefSeq lists its product as uncharacterized. The transcript has 3 exons. The record is from RefSeq and is a predicted model, not a curated record. NCBI's taxonomy places the organism in Eukaryota, Viridiplantae, Streptophyta, Pinopsida, Cupressales, Cupressaceae. Bases 175 to 378 code for a protein of 67 amino acids.
UUAUACACAUCCUAUAUCAAAUUCCAAACAAAAAAAACUUCAAAAACAAAUCCUAAAAUUGAGAGCACGCCUAUAAAUUAAUAAUUUCCUUGCCCUAUUUCCAUCGGCAUUUUUCGUUUUCAGCCAAGCGCAGGACCAAAUCAAAGUAAAAGAGGUUUUCAACUCAAAGGAAAAAUGACUGAGCCACCUUUCACUCCAAGGGAGAAACUUUACAACAAGCAAAAGUUCUUCCAAAGCGUUCACAAACACACGUAUUUGAAGGGGCCUUAUGAUAAGAUAACCUCUGUGGCCAUUCCAAUUGCACUUGCAGUUACAGCACUUUCUAUGAUUGGCCGUGGCAUUUACAAUAUGUCUCAUGGAGUAGGAAAGAAGGAAUGAUAAAUUUGUCAGCAUUGGGUCUUGCAAGGCAAGGGGAUUUUCGAAUUUUAUUAUUUGUGUAGAGUAUGGACAAAGGAUGAAUUUUUCAUCUGUGCUUUACAAUCAAAAUACUUCAAUUAAAAAUUGAGUUACAAUUGAUGAGAAGAAUAAAUUGCUGCCUUUAUAACUUGCAAGUAAUGUUCUUAUUUCCCUUUUGCAGAUUAAUGUUAGAAGACUAGAAAUAAUAGUUUGUAGGGACAUUACAGAUUUUGUUGAGUUUUGAUGUUUAGAAAAUAGUUUAUAUUUCUGGCUUCUGGAUAUGUGAAUGAUAUGUUCUAUAUUAUUGGAUCCCUUGUUUUU